AAUUAAUAUUUACAAGGUUUGGUACCGAACACCAGUAUGAACAACACGACAUAGCAUCCUGUAACAUCUCUCUUCCUUUUUCUCUAAAAGUCUUGAUCUUUUUUGUUAUCCCAAACGACCCACCAACCCCUUCCUUCGCUUUCAUUUUCCAUUGCUGACAACGCAGGCCUGCCAUAAAAUCUAUGCUCUUUAUUUCUUAUCCUUUCAAUCAUAAGCUAUAAGGAAUAGGAACAGGAACAGGAACAGGAACAAGGGUCAGGGACGCUGUUAUGGCCAAACAAAGCUUGCAGUUUGCAAGACUGUGACAUGCAGAUUCCGUAUUUGGGCAUCAUGGAAACUGGGAGAUUUCGCUCUGUUUCGAAAUUCGUAUUAUGCGCCAUUUCUGGAGCUCUCACGGGAUGUUUUGCCAUUGCUGGGGCCCUAACAGGGGCUAUAGCUGGUGCUUUAGCAGCUAAGGCUACUAAGAGUAGUUUUCUCCGGGGAGUUUCAUUGGGUGCCAUUGCCGGGGCUAUACUCUCAGUGGAGGUGUUGGAAGCUUCCCGUGCCUACUGGUGUAUGGAGCAAACUGGCUCACGGGGCGCCUCAUCUAUGGCAGAUUUCAUAGAGGAGCUUUUUCGCGGAAGGCUUGUGGAGGAAUCACUUACACCUGCUAUUUUAACUGCCUACAAUUUGCAGUUUGAGCAGGUUGGCACGGCUAAUACAGGCUAUGAUGAGAUUCAUGAUGCUCAUAGCUUAGUAGUAUCCAGAGGAUUGUCAGGGGAUUCAUUGAAGAAGUUACCCUACCAUAUGAUCUUGAAGGACAUGAAGACCGAGAAUACUUGCUGUGUAGUAUGUUUGCAGGACAUUGAAGUGGGCGAAAUUGCAAGAAGCUUACCUCGGUGUCACCAUACAUUUCACUUGAUAUGUGUGGACAAAUGGCUUGUCAAGAAUGAUUCGUGUCCUGUCUGCAGACAGCAUGUGUAGUUUGUUCCUUGGGCAUUUUGAGAUUAUAUUUAUGGGCAGAUGUAUAUGUUGUAUUAUUUGUUUCUUUAUCUGCAAACUCUGAUUACCAUAAAGUGGGGAGGGGCACUUUGUACAGUUACGUCAUUCUGUAAUAUAAUUUGUUAGAGGAUUUUAGUUAUGAGCUUGUGUUAGUAAUGCUAGUGCUUUGACCUAAUUAAUAGUAUAAUAGGUGUAUUAGGUUAUUGUAUUUUUAUAUAUCUCAUAUUGUUAGCCAUCAUUUUCUC
Molecule: messenger RNA, 1226 nt
Organism: Gastrolobium bilobum
Lineage: Eukaryota; Viridiplantae; Streptophyta; Magnoliopsida; Fabales; Fabaceae
Product: NEP1-interacting protein-like 2
Exons: 5
Coding region: 307-963 (218 amino acids)
Source: RefSeq, a predicted model, not a curated record